AUGGUUCUUUCUUUUGUUGGGAAGAUACAAAAGGGUAUUUCACACUUUGUACACAAAAGACAUGAUUUCAGUGAAGAGUUGGUACCAGAAGAUGUUAGGGAAGGAUACUUUGCUGUCGUUGCAAUGAAAGAUGGAGAAACCAAAAAGUUUAUUAUUGGGUUGGAGUACUUAAGUGAUCCUGAGUUUUUGGGAUUACUAGGUCAAGCACAGGAAGAGUAUGGUUUCAUACAGGAAGGAGCUAUUGCUGUCCCUUGUAGGCCUCAAGAAUUGCAGAACAUUUUAGAUGGUCAGAGAUUACUAUGA
Molecule: messenger RNA, 303 nt
Organism: Medicago truncatula (barrel medic)
Lineage: Eukaryota; Viridiplantae; Streptophyta; Magnoliopsida; Fabales; Fabaceae
Product: auxin-responsive protein SAUR32
Exons: 1
Coding region: 1-303 (100 amino acids)
Biological process (GO): response to auxin
Source: RefSeq, a predicted model, not a curated record